Gossypium arboreum is the source of this 1077-nucleotide messenger RNA. RefSeq lists its product as uncharacterized. The record is from RefSeq and is a predicted model, not a curated record. Lineage: Eukaryota; Viridiplantae; Streptophyta; Magnoliopsida; Malvales; Malvaceae. Bases 309 to 878 code for a protein of 189 amino acids. The transcript is spliced from 3 exons.
GACUUUUAAUGCUUUUCCAGAAGUAUAGCAAGAAAGAGAAGAUACCAAUCAAACAAAGAUAAACAGUAUGCAAAGUAGUAAAUAAAGGGGUCAUUGAAUAUGGACCCAUGCCUGCAAGUGCCAUUACUUUGCUCUCAAGACCAAUCAACUCCCAAGUCCCCCCUUACAAUUUGGUUGAGUGAAUGAAUUCAAGCUUAAAGCUUAAUAUUAAAACCCAUUUCCUUGUUUCCUUGCAUCGAAGGAAACAGCUUAGUUAAAGUGCUCUCUUUUGUCUCAUGAUUGAGUAGAGGAAGAGAAAAAAAAAAGACAUGGGGAAUUGUGUUACAGUUUACAAGAAUAAAGAUCCUGCAGACAUUGAUCUUAGUGCCCGAAUUCAAUCACCCAUUAAGGAGAACAAUGUUAGAAGGGAGCCCUCAAUUGUUGGAUACGAUUCCAGGCUUCAGCCUUCAUCUAUGGAACAAGAAACUAGUUUACAAGAGAUGGGUAACACAGAGGAGAGCUUUUUUGAUUCACAACCUUCGUUAGAAUCUGACUUUGAAGAUUUCUUCAGUGCCAAUGGUGAUUCCGCCUCUUCUUCGGGGAACAGUCCAAACCACCAGAAAAGCAACCAUUCGAUGGAGGGUGCGGUGGAUGCACAUGGGGAGUCUCCAACUGAUACAAAGAAGCAACUAAUCGAGUUAUUUCGUGAGAGCUUGGAUAGUGAUGAUGAUGGAAACUCAGCUGCUGGAAGUAGUAAAGCGACACCAUACAGGAGACACCUCCCAAGGAAAGACGUGAAAGCAGCGGAGUCUGCGCAGUGCUGCCUUCCAAGUUUGGUGCGGAACAUGAGCUUUGGUGAAAGAAAGAAACGGCUACCAAGCCCUGCUGCCCAAUAUUAAUGGAUGGGUUGGAUUUGGUAAGGUAAGCUACAUAUUUACUUUGUAUAAAUCUCUUCACAAGUUAUCAAGAUUAGCAUGUUUGAAAAAGGUACAAUCUUAAACAAACACUAGUUAUUUACAACCACCACAAUCCUAUGCUUUUGUUACCCAAACUCGGGUGUAAAUGUAUUCUAUAAUGAAAAGUGAAAAGUUGAACUAA